UCAUCUUGAUGCUAUGGCAAUAUUUCGACUCAACAAGGACCAAAGAUUGAUACUGAAGACGACUAUAGUCAGCCUACUCUUCAUCACGCUAGCCAGCUACCUCAGGGGACAUCGGAAUUUGGCCGUUGUAGGCCUCAUCGCCAACGUCUCAUUUGGUCUGUUGGGACUUGUUUCUGAAUCAGUACCUCGUGACGUUGCUAAAAACUGAAUCGUCUGGUCAAUUCUCUCACCAUGGGCCUUCGUCGAAGUAGAUCACUGCCUCUGGAGCUCAAUGAGCUGGGACGAGAAGCAGACGUCAAUGUCGAGCCGGAGAGACCUUCGACUUUCGAAUAUCUCCUGUCAUGGCUUAAAAUGGACAAAGCCACAAUAGCAACUAUACGAUCGCGGCUCCAAUUGAUCAACCAAAAGGGCCUUCGAAAGACAUAUGGUCUGUCGGGAAUAUCCAUUUUUCGAUCCAUUGUGAUGGUCCUGUUCCUAAAUCUCAUCUUUGUGACUGUAUACGAUGGAAUCAAGUCGUCUUUCCGGGAAACCCGCUUGAGACGGUUAUUAGGGACGGGGGGUUCAGAUAGGACAUGGGUCUUUAGUCAUAACGACGAGAUGCACGGAACAGAGGCAUUGACUCUGGCGUUGGGCCUAGGUGCAGGAGCGAUCGAAGCGGACGUGUGGCUAGGUCCGACGAUCCCGCUAUAUUCUGGUCAAACUGAAUGGGAUCUCUUUGUCGGUCAUCGUCAAGCCGAUACAGCAGCACAGAGGUCUCUCAAGCAAGUCUACCUUGAUCCCCUAUUGGAGAAAUUAUCUAGUCUAAAUGAUACGUGGGCACCCGAAACAUUGCUGCUGAUAGAUUUCAAACAUCAGGGCGAAGCCAUGUUCUCACACCUUGAGUCCGCUCUCCAGCCUCUCUUGGCACAAAACCUCCUUACAACCUAUGAUCCCAAGACCGCGACCUGGCAUAAAAGUCGACUCCGAGUCGUUGGCACGGGUGAAACACCUCUCUCUCGAGUCAUCCACCAAUCACCACGAUACAUCUUCUACGACGCCCCUUUGACUCGCCUUUCCGAGCCUCACACUGUCCCCGCUACGUCCUAUAGCCCAGAAACAAUCAUCGAAUUCACACCUGAGAUAUCUCCCAUCGCUUCAGACCGUCUACCCAUAUCCUAUCACCUCGGUAUAUUUUUCCCUAAAUGGAGGCCAUUGAACCCUUUCAUCGAAUUACUGCAAGCAUAUUCAAACGAAGCUAGACGAAGAGGCAUCGAACCGCGAUGGUGGGGCUUCCUUACUGAACCUAGAUUUAUAAGGAAGAAAAUGUGGCGUUUGCUCAAGGCUGGGGGAUCAAACUGGAUCUGCGCGGACGAUGUCUUAGGUGCGACAAGGUGGUUGCAAAAGUGGGAUAGGAAACAAGCGCGAAUGGCCCAAAUGGCCAAAGAUCUAGCAGAGACUGUUUAGCACGCCAGCAGGCUA
This is a messenger RNA of Kockovaella imperatae, 1458 nucleotides long. RefSeq lists its product as hypothetical. The coding region runs from base 232 to 1443 and encodes 403 amino acids. Gene Ontology annotation, molecular function: phosphoric diester hydrolase activity. Gene Ontology annotation, biological process: lipid metabolic process. NCBI's taxonomy places the organism in Eukaryota, Fungi, Basidiomycota, Tremellomycetes, Tremellales, Cuniculitremaceae. The transcript has 3 exons. The record is from RefSeq and is a predicted model, not a curated record.